This is a messenger RNA of Cyclopterus lumpus (lumpfish), 3407 nucleotides long. It is a transcript of the gene sh3bp5la, whose product is annotated as SH3-binding domain protein 5-like, a. The coding region runs from base 595 to 1902 and encodes 435 amino acids. The transcript is spliced from 6 exons. Lineage: Eukaryota; Metazoa; Chordata; Actinopteri; Perciformes; Cyclopteridae. Gene Ontology annotation, molecular function: protein kinase inhibitor activity. Gene Ontology annotation, biological process: negative regulation of protein tyrosine kinase activity; intracellular signal transduction. Gene Ontology annotation, cellular component: cytoplasm. The record is from RefSeq and is a predicted model, not a curated record.
CUGACUGAGGGGAGAGUAGUUUAGUAUUCGCGUAACACUUGUGUGCAGACAGUGAUGCCUCAUUACACUACAUGUUGGGUGGUGUUAGUCUACGGGAGCCGCCGCGGUCCAAACCUGUUCGCCCCCGUUUCUAAACUGAAGCUCCACUGUUUACUUCCCUGGCAACGAUGAUGUGAGACCGAAACUGCUAGCUAGCUAGCCUAGCUAAAGUAAUGGAGAACCGGUAAGAGAUGAACAACACGCAUGUGGCGGCGGGGGGGAGACGUACUGACGGCGUGCUGGUCCUUUCAUAGCGGAUAUUUCUUCUCACCGGUUUGCCGUAAAGUGACCGUUUGAUUCCAAUUGGGGGCGUUUAGCCUGUUCGCGUGCACGGCUGCGGGCUCGGCUAGCUGCGCGAGUGGGGUCGUGUUCCGGUGUGAUAUGGCACAUUGCACACUCGACAACCCUCGCCACCGCUGGGGGUAUUUCCUACUUUAUCCCCGUUGAAAUAAACACGGUUUCGGGUUUUAAGUUGCCCACCACGCCUGCUGGCGAGGCGACCUUAGCUUUAACGGCGCUGCUAGCGAAACCACUGGUGCUGGUGGACUGGACGUAAUGGAGCCGGGCGACUUGCGUGAGAGCCCCGCCGGCUCCGGGGAGUCGGAUGCCGGCGAUUGGAGGGAGGUCAUUCCCGGUGGUGACGAGGAGGUCAAGGAUGCCGACACCAGUGGAGCAACGCCGGAGACGGUGCUCAGGGACACCUGCGAGGAAGCUGAGAGCGAGAAACCAAGAGGAGCUGGAGAGCCAUUAAGCAGCCCCUAUGAGGAGGAACUGGACCCCAGAAUCCAGGAGGAGUUGGAGCAUCUCAAUGAAGCCAGUGCAGAAAUCAACAGACUGGAGCUGCAGUUGGAUGAUGCCAGAUCCGGCUACCGGAAGAUCCUCACCGAGUCUGCCAGGAAGCUAAAUGCUCAGAGCUCUCAGCUCGGUGGAUGCAUUGAGAAAGCAAGACCCUACUAUGAAGCUCGUCGCCUUGCGAAAGAGGCACAACAGGAGACCCAAAAGGCAGCUUUGAGCUAUGAGAGAGCGGUCUCUAUGCACACGGCUGCCAGGGAGAUGGUCUAUGUGGCAGAGCAGGGUCUCAUGGCGGACGGCAAGAACACCCUGGAUCCCACCUGGCAGGAGAUGCUCAACCAUGCUACCUCCAAGGUGAACGAGGCCGAGGAGGAGCGACUUCGCAGCGAGAGGGAGCACAUGCGCGUCACACACGCCUGUCAGGAGGCCGAGGCUCGGGUUCAGAUGCUGCAAAAGUCCAUCAAAAGAGUCAUUAUGAAAUCCAAACCUUACUUUGAGCUCAAGGCCCAGUUCAACCACAUUCUGGAGGAGAACAAGGCCAUAGUGCUGCAGCUGGAACAGCACGUAGCCAAGGUGAAGACCCGCUACUCCAUCGCCUUACGAAACUUGGAAAAAAUCAGUGAGCAGAUUCACGCUCAGAGGGGGAGGAACCAAGCCGAGGGAGGGCGCACCACUGUCUGCGGUGGGCGGAGACCCCCCCUUGGAGCCGAGUCCGACAUCGGAGUUCAGAAAGAAGGCGGAGCCUGCGGCGGUGGUGCCACGGGGACGGAUCGGGUGGAUGCAGCCAUCGACCUAGGGAAAUACAAGGAGAAGGAGAAUGAAAAGGAGAGGGAGCGGGCGGGGUCGGAUUCCCUUUCGGUCUUCAGCCUGCAGACCAUCGCUUCCGACUUGGAGAAAUAUGACUCCAUUGAGCACCUCGGGGACCUCAGCGACGUCGGGAGCGUGACUGGGGAUGAGGGGGAGAAAGAGAGAGGCGGAGUGAUGGAUAGAAGAGACAAGCUGGCUGAAGCAACCGCCAAAGAGCGCCAGCAGCAGUUCUACAAGCAGCAUCACCGAAGCUUCAGUUUGUGAGGCUGUAUAGAUAUAAACUAUACUAUAAGCUAUAAACGAGUUAUAAAAAAACAAAAAUAAGCACCCCUAACACAUAGGUACCAACCAAAGUAUAAGACGGUGAAUUAGCUGUAAAACUGGAUUGAAGCAGUUGUAGAUGAUUUGAUGGUGUAAAUAAGCACACGUACGUUGACUGACGAUACGUUACUCUAAAGUUGACACUGAUCAAUAGUUAAUAUUGCUGCCUGGUUAGAACACUACUGGAAUCUCAAGAGCUGUACUGUAUAUUGAGGGAUUAUGGGUAGAAUGUGUUCCUUGGGCAUGACAGAACAGUGAAGAAUGAUCAAAAGACAGCAUUGACCCCCCCCCCCCCAAGGUAGAGGGGGUCGCAGGGUCUCCGUCCACACAGAUCCACCCUCAAGUUAGUGUGCAGGGAAAGAUGACGACAACGAUUCUGUCGAAAGGCGAAAGCAUGUUUGAAAUCACAUUUCAUAUAUAUUUAUUUCCAGUAACAUGCCGCAACUAGUGUUUUAUUUCUUUUUAGCACGAGCGAAUUCCUGAAAUGAACGGAGUCCGAGGAUGACGACGUAUGUUUCCACUCCCACAGCAUGCGCUCCUUGUUAGCUAUAUGUAAACACACGUAUGAUAUGUAAACACACGUAUGAUAUGUAUUCAGGGCGUUGUGCUGGAACUGAAACUGACGCCAUGAAAGCAAAGAGCCAGGUUUUCUUUUUAAUGUCGUACGGUGCAAAAGCCAAGUCCUGUUAUUUGGGUAUUGUUUACAUUUGUGAUAUUCUUUGGCGACAAAUGCAUUUCCUCUUUUUUAAAAACUAUUUGCCCGUGUUGUAACGUGUGCCUUGACAAGAACAAGCAACACAUUUAGCACGAGUGGCACUUUGUUGUAAUCUCAUCUGUAGUUUAGAACCAUUUCAAAAAGUGUGUGUGUGUGCGUGUUUGUGUGUGUGUGUGUGUGUGAGUGCGUGUGUGUGUGCGUGUGUGUGUGUGUGAGAGUGUGUGAGUGCGUGUGUGUGUGUGUGUGUGUGUGUGUGUGAGAGUGUGUGAGUGUGUGUGUGUGUGUGUGUGUGUGCUUGCCCUUUUAUGAUUUUUAGAACACUUUAAUAAUCCAAGUCACCCAGACGCCGUACCCAAUGAGACUUGAAGAGUUCUGAUUUCUGUAUUUUCCUUUUAAUGACCAUUGUCCUUUGAUUUUCAAAGUGUGAGAUGGAAAACGACAGUCAAGAAAUGACUUGUAAAUGUGUGUAAUUAUUACAAAGCUGGAACAUAUUGACAUGUACAGUUACAUGUGGUGAUUGACGUGAAUGUUUGACAAGUUGGUUGUACAGAUGUUCGGGAUGCUCACAGAUCUUCAUGUAUUUACAUCAUCGUUGCAGUUAAUCUGAAGAACUUCACCUUCACUUCCGUCUUAACUAGUCUUCACCCUAUUUAUGGCAUUUGUGAUUUAGGCAGAAUGUCACUUUCCAAUUUAUGCAUUGUCAUAUCUAUAAUCAAUAAACCAAAUCAUACUU